AUGAAGACCAUCGAUCUGUUGAUUGGCGCCUUGGCCCUGGCCUCGGCUUCUGUCGAAUUGUCCAAAGUUAAACACAUCGAGGAAUUGGACGAGUUUUGGGCACAGCUGCAUGCGCAUUUACGAAUUCUUCGUGGAACGAAGAUGGCUCCGGAUAACAGAAUAGUGAACGGCGAGGAGGCCCAACCGGGACAGUUUCCAUAUCAGGUGGUGAUAAUGAGUUACUUCCAGGAUGGCACUGGUGGAUGGUGUGGUGCUACGCUAGUGUCUCAAAACUACGUAAUGACAGCUGCCCAUUGCGUUUUUAGAGGAUCUGCACCUACACAUGGAACCGUCACUCUUGGAGUUCACAAUCGACAGGUCGAAGAAGAAACUCAACAAAGAAUCAAUUACGAUACUGUCAACGUUCAUCCAAACUAUUCAUCAACGAAUUUGCGUAACGAUAUCGCCACCAUCAAAAUGGCAACUCCGGCAGUGUUCAAUGAUUUUGUUCAGCCAAUCGAUCUUCCGGCAGUUUCGGAUGAUCGCACAUUCGCAGGAUGGACGGGAGUCAUCUCAGGAUUCGGACGUAUCUCCGAUGAAACCGGUUCGCCUGCUUCCGACGUGGUCAUGUACACUAGCAACCCGAUUAUCACUAAUGCCGAUUGUCAGUCGGCGUGGAACACCAAUUUGAUUCAAGCGCAGAACAUCUGUUUGUCCGGAGAGGGCGGCCGGUCGGUUUGUAAUGGUGAUUCCGGUGGCCCUCUUGCGGUUCGAGAAAACAACCGUAGUCUACAGGUUGGCAUUGCGUCGUUCGUCCACUCAAGUGGUUGUGCCUCAGGAUUUCCCGCCGGAUUUGUUCGCGUGUCGCACUUUCUGACUUGGAUAGGCCAAAACUCAGAUGUUGUGCUGCGAGACUAG
Molecule: messenger RNA, 897 nt
Organism: Malaya genurostris
Lineage: Eukaryota; Metazoa; Arthropoda; Insecta; Diptera; Culicidae
Product: brachyurin-like
Exons: 1
Coding region: 1-897 (298 amino acids)
Biological process (GO): proteolysis
Molecular function (GO): serine-type endopeptidase activity
Source: RefSeq, a predicted model, not a curated record